CGCGUGCCCGAUUUUCUGACACCGGAAAGUUGCUAAUACAAUUUUAAAUCCGUGUUCCAUUUUUUUUUUAAAACGGAGGUAUAACUCACAUACUGGCAGUUAUCAGUUUCUGUAUUAAGCUGUCAGCCGAGAGUAACGUUCCCAUAAACAUGGGCCACAUAAACAUAUUGUUAUGUGUUCUUCUUGCCAUAACUACUGCUCAUGCGCAAACUGAGACGGAGCCGCCGACGACAGGGACGACAAAAGCGCCAUCUACCACCACGGUGGUGACCUCCACGUCCACCAUAGCUUGGGAGGAGACUCUGAACGAGGGGCAGGCGAUACAGAAAGCGUUGCAGUAUUUGCUACAGCAACGACAGCCGGACUGGGGGUGGGGGAAUGAUACGCACCACGUGAUGCUUACUUUGCAGCUGGCCAACAACACCGGCAAGGAAAUUGAGCAGCAGGGUCUGGAAAUGCAGCUGUCCGCCAAGCAAAUGGAGAUCGAGAUUCUACUGAUGAUAUCCAAACAUCACGAAUCACCACCACCACUUGGCCGUUUAGCCGCCUACACCCUCGCCCUGGGCGCCCUCUGCAAGGACCCUCGCUGCUUCCACGGCCGAGACCUGGUCACCGCGUUACUCCACAGGGAACCCCCUCACGACUUGGAGUUCGCUUACGCUACCCUCGCCGCCUGUUCUUCCGCGGCUCACGUUAGAAGACGCCACAUUAGGAGACUUUUGGAUAUCGCCAACGCAGCUGCUGAUCAUAGUCUUGACACCAUAUCAAUGGUGAUCUUGGCGCUCCGCUGCGUGGUACAGGACCACCGUCACCGCAGUCUCAUCCACUUCGUCCGCCGCCCCAUGGCUGGGCUCGCUCGGCAGCAGCACCCUGAUGGCAGCUUCGGCAGUCUCACCACCACCGCCCUGGCUAUACAGGCGCUAGAAGACUCUGACAGCGGUCCAGGGGCACAUCAACACUGGAGUCUCCCGGCGGCAAGAAAAUGGCUGCUAGAAAGGCAGAACCCAGACGGGGGGUGGGGAGACGUGUCCAAAACUGCUGCAGCAGUGGCAGCUCUUACUCCUGCGUCUUUGGCUGCUGUGAGACCGCCUCAUUGCAGCGAUAAGCUUCUUGAGAGUCGCCAUGAGCCUUUAGACAGCAACGGUGGAGACGGCAGUCUGAAGUUGGCCUAUCACCAAUCACACACUAGCAAUGACUCGGACGCGCGCAAUGUUUCUUUCACCUACACUUUAUGGCUCGGCACCAAUGUCACUGAAAACUUCACCCUUCAUAUGGUAGCUCCUCGCAACGUCUCAUUCUACCACGUGAUGCAAAUGGCGGCGGAACAGAACCCUAAAUUCAAAUUCGAAGCUAGCGAAUGGCCGAACGGGCAUUACGUCCACACUCUGGCUGGACAUAAGGAAGAACCCAUGGGAUAUCACUACUGGCUGCUGUACCGCCUUCCAGAAAUACCAGACCCUCUCAGCCCACCAGGAAAUCAGUUGGUCGCCCCUGUUGGUGUCGACGAUCUCCUGGUAGAAGACGGGGAACACUACCUUUUCUGGUACAAGAAGUUGUAAGCUUCCAGAGCCUUCAAUCAAACUCCUUAUUUCUUCCUCUCCAGUGAUCAUUAGAUAGACCUUCAGAAUAGUAGGACUAUUUUAAGUUAGGUACCUUAGUAAACUUAAGAUGAAAUUAAUUAUAGAACAUGAGCAAUGACUACGUCGGUAGUACUGAAACCUGUUUGUUUUUUUUCUGUGGUUGGUUAUUAAAAUUAAUUUAAAAAAAGUAGUUCAUUCAAAAGUUUCAAAUUUUGAAAAAGGAAAUUGGCAUAGAAUGGAUACAACUGGUGCAGUCUUAUUUAAUAACCCGUCAUAGUUUUUUUUUUUCUUUAAGUUAAAUUUUGUAAUAGAAAUCUCAGACUAAGGACUUAUAUGUUCGUCUAGGAGUGAUAUUAAUCAGAAAUUGCUUUAUAACCUAUUUCUUCAUUAAUGUGAACGUUGUAUAUCAUCAUAUCAUUAAUAUUUCUUAGGCCAAUGAGUAUGAGAAUAGAGGGAAAACCAAAGAUUAUUUUGCUGAUUUGUGUUGACAUUUCCCAAAACAUUUUUGUAAAUAAUAAAAAUUUUGUAAAAUGGCAUUUGGGACGGAUUUAAAAAUAACAUCUACCAAUAAGAAAAAGAUUAUUUUGCAGAAUUGGAAUCUUCUGAUAUAAUUCAAUCGCCACUGUGUUUUCUAAUGUACCAUAUGUGUCAUUUUACACUCCUGAUUUGAUUAAGUAAUACUAGUUCUUACUUACUUAAACUUGACAAGUGCAAUAAUGCUUUAACUGUAAACUAUACUCAAAUAUUGUUAUUUUUAUCGUAUCAUUACAAUAAAAUACCUGUUGCUCUAU
Amyelois transitella is the source of this 2371-nucleotide messenger RNA. RefSeq lists its product as uncharacterized. The transcript is spliced from 11 exons. The coding region runs from base 150 to 1559 and encodes 469 amino acids. Gene Ontology annotation, biological process: cobalamin transport. The record is from RefSeq and is a predicted model, not a curated record. Lineage: Eukaryota; Metazoa; Arthropoda; Insecta; Lepidoptera; Pyralidae. Gene Ontology annotation, molecular function: cobalamin binding.